AUGUCAAAGCCAAAGACAUCAAGUUAUGGAAGGUCGAAAUUUCCUGACGAUCGCGAUUCCGAGUUAGCUAGCCCUGUAUUAGAUGUCGAACUUCUGGCAACUCGAGACGCAGGAGAUUACUGGACCAAGAAACUGCCUAAAAGGCAUAUACAUGUCAUAGUCGAACCACCCGUAUCAACCACUACUUCGAGCCGUGAGCUAGAACUUCAGAAGGAGUUGGAAUCACUCAAGAACAAUCACAGAGUAUUUACGAUUGAAGCUUCGUAUGGGAAGCAACGCAAGACUUUCUCGUGGCCGGUCGAUAUUAGUACAGUGACCCUCGAUACUAUGAAGUUAUCCAUCCUCGAAGUCCUCCCUUUUCCGCAGGAUACAAAGCCUGAGGAUUUAACCCUACGUUUCGCCAAAGCUGAUGAAAAGAAUUGUGAAGAGUUAGGUUUGGGAGACGAUGCCACAUUUCAGCAAUAUCUCAAGUCUUGUGCCGUGCAGGCGUCCUUUACUCUCAAAGUACAAAUCGAUACUGUGCAAAAACCAUUCUCCGAUUGGAAACUCAGUAAGGUAUGCGAACUCCUUGGCCUGGCGUCGGGCAUUGAUGAAUUUCCCACUUUCGAUUGCGGUAUCGACAAACUCGAUUCAGAAAAAGCAAAAGAUUUGAUGGCUCACCUUUGCAAAGAUCUGAGACUUCGUUAUAAAGCGAUACAUGGUGAAACGGAGGCCACUCGGAGUGAAUACGUCUCCCCCUUUCUUGUGACGGCCACAUCGCUUUUUGACGGAUUAGUAAAGUUAUAUCCGCAACUAUAUGUUGCAGGAAAAUAUGGCCGAGGUCCGCUCGAUUUCUGCUUAAGACUCCUUGGAGUAAUAAUCGGUGUUGUGGAAGUAAAAAAAGAAGAUUUUGACCAAGGCAUGGCCCAGAGUAAUGAAGCUUCCGUUUUUCAAGCCCAAAACUCAUAUUUGGAUAGCUCGCCAAAAUCUCAUAAUGAAUUACACGUCAAACAAAUUUUGGAAUCGCAAUCUAUUCCUAACACUCCUAAUUUACCUGAAGAAUCCUUAGAACAAAAUACAGACUUACAGAAGACAAAAAACCCUGAAAUAGACAUACAGCCUUUGAUAGAAGAAUUAAAAAUAGAAUCUUUAGUGGAAGAUACCAUUAAAGUUGUCAAUGUUGAUAAAAAUUCUACAGAUGAGCAAUCACUCACAAUCGAAUUGGUCUAUCUAUUUGAAAAAAUAAGCUUGGCAGAAAAUAAUACUAAACGAGCCAAGUGA
Molecule: messenger RNA, 1260 nt
Organism: Dentiscutata erythropus
Lineage: Eukaryota; Fungi; Glomeromycota; Glomeromycetes; Diversisporales; Gigasporaceae
Source: the annotation of a GenBank genome assembly